Molecule: messenger RNA, 663 nt
Organism: Indicator indicator
Lineage: Eukaryota; Metazoa; Chordata; Aves; Piciformes; Indicatoridae
Gene: METTL26
Product: methyltransferase like 26
Exons: 6
Coding region: 1-663 (220 amino acids)
Source: RefSeq, a predicted model, not a curated record
AUGCAAGUGCCGGGGGCUGCGGAGCGCAACAAGGGCCCGAUCCUGGAGGUGCUGCGGCAGUACGCGGCGUGCGGAGCCCAGGCGGGGCCCGGCAGCCUGCAGGUGCUGGAGGUGGGGGCGGGCGCGGGGCUCCACGCCGCGCACUUCGCCCGGGCCCUGCCGCAGACCCGCUGGCAGCCCUCGGACAUCGACCCGCGGGCACUCCGCAGCAUCUCUGCCUAUGUGGAAGCCUUGCGGAUACCCAACUUGCUGCCCCCCAUCCUGCUGGAUGUGGCACAGGGUUGGGAGACCUGGGGAGGUGCCCAGCCUGGCACCCUGGACCUGCUGGUCAGCAUCAACAUGAUGCACAUCACCGAGCUGGGCUGCACCGAGCCCUCUGACUGUGCCCCUUCCUCUUUUUCUUUCCAGGGCCUGUUCAAGGGUGCUGGGGUGCUGCUGAAGCCCGGAGGCGUGCUUUUCACCUAUGGGCCCUACUCCGUGGAGGGCCACAUCAGCCCCCAGAGCAAUGUGGAUUUCGACCACAGCCUGAGGCAGAGGAAUCCUGCGUGGGGCCUCCGGGACACAGUGCUGCUGCGGCAGCUGGCACAUGCCAACGGGCUGUGCCUGGAGAGGAUGGUGGACAUGCCAGCCAACAACAAGAGCCUCAUCUUUCGCAAGCUGUGA